CAUUGACUUCAGUUGAAAGUUUUUCCUGACAAGUUGUUAUGUAAACUUGUUUUAUUUGAUCUUUGGUUUCUUGUCGUAAAACCCUGUAAUCUAAGAUGUGAUUUAAAGAUUAUUGUCUAUUCUAUUGAUUAUAUUUAGUUUUGUGUCUAAAUCCAAAUUAUCAUUAACAGUCCAACAUCUUUGCGUUGUAAUACUCAUCUUUGCUCAUCUAUAAGACAGAAGCCAGCAAAAUUUUCACAAUGAUCAACACAGGUGCACUUGCAGGUCGGACAGUUUUCAUUACCGGUGCUAGUCGUGGUAUUGGUAAGGCAAUCGCCCUCAAAUUGGCAAAAGAUGGUUGUAAUGUAGCCAUUGCUGCUAAAACUGUUGAUCCUCAUCCUAAAUUACCAGGGACCAUAUAUACUGCAGCUAAAGAAGUUGAGGAAGCUGGUGGAAAAUGUUUACCUCUCCAGGUUGACAUUAGAUACGAGGAUCAAGUUAAAGAUGCCAUUGAAAAGACUGUUGCUAAAUUUGGUGGACUUGACAUUGUUAUCAAUAAUGCUAGUGCUAUUAACUUGACUUCCACAGAAGCUGUUGACAUGAAGAGAUACGACUUGAUGCACAAUAUCAAUACCAGAGGUACUUUUGUCACUUCUAAAUCUGCCAUUCCAUUCCUGAAGAAAUCAGAUCAUGCCCAUAUCCUCAAUUUAAGUCCACCUUUGGUGAUGAACUCUAGAUGGUUUAAACCUCAUGUUGCUUAUACCAUGGCUAAAUAUGGUAUGUCUAUGUGUGUUUUGGGAAUGUCUGAAGAGUUCCGUGAUGACAAAAUUGCUGUCAAUGCCUUGUGGCCUAAAACUGCUGUCUGGACUGCUGCAAUGAAUGUUAUUACUGAUGGACCUGAAAUAAGAAAAGUUUGUCGUAAACCUGAAAUACUUGCUGAUGCUGCUUACGCCAUUCUAUCUAAAUCUCCCGAAAAAUUCACUGGAAACUUCUGUGUUGAUGAAACUUUACUUAAACAAGAGGGUAUUACUGAUUUUGAUCAAUAUGCUGAGGUCAAGGGUGAAAAAUUGAUGUUGGACUUCUUUUUACCUGAUGAAUACUAUGUUGGUGAAGAACUUCCAGAAAAAUUCGGUGAUGUCAAAGAUGCAAAAGAUGGUUCUAAAGUUGAUAGAGUCUUCAAAGGAAUCAAAGGCUUGCUCGAUGAUAAUUUGAAGAAACAAAUCAAUGCUCUUCUACUUUUCCAAGUUUCUGGUAAAAAUUGGAUAGUAGACGCUCAUGAAAGUAGACCCAUAACGGUCAGCCAGAAUGAGAAUCCUGUGGAUAAUCCAGAUGUAACUUUGAUUACAGAUGAAGAAACAUUUUAUAAAAUGGCAAAGGGUGAGGUCAAGGCAACCAAUGCUUUCAUGUCAGGAAAGUUAAAGAUUAAAGGAAACAUCGCUGUCGCAAUGCAGUUGGAAAAGUUAUUUGGUAAAAUUAAGGCAAAACUAUAGAUAGCUUUUCAAUCGUUCCUGAGAAUUUCCUGAAUUUUAUUUUAAUAGAAUGAUUUUUUUGAUAACUUCUUUAAAAGAGAUGAAAAUUUUGUUAUCCAAUAGGCUCUUAUAUGAAACAUUUAUUAAUAAACGUUUUCUUAAAUACCAAAAA
Messenger RNA from Tetranychus urticae (two-spotted spider mite), 1620 nucleotides. It is a transcript of the gene Hsdl2, whose product is annotated as Hydroxysteroid dehydrogenase like 2. NCBI's taxonomy places the organism in Eukaryota, Metazoa, Arthropoda, Arachnida, Trombidiformes, Tetranychidae. The record is from RefSeq and is a predicted model, not a curated record. Gene Ontology annotation, cellular component: mitochondrion.